AUGGACAGUCUUGCGGAAAGGGCCAUAGUGCGUUCAUCGCCCUACAGCUUGCGCCCUCCAAGCCCGCCGAUAAUCCACGUCCCUCUCCAGCAGCCCUGCGGGAUCGAAAAGCACAGCAUAACGCCUUCAUACCGCCCUGUCAAGUUUUUUCAGCUCUCCAGCGAUGAAUUUGCCAUCAUUACCGGCAAUAGGAUCCAAACGACCAUCUACCGAGCAGGCUGGCCGUAUGAACUGCGCAGAGAGGCACAGCCCGUCCUCGAUUUCCUCUAUUUGGGCCCUACAAGCGUUCUUCGAAAUAAUGAAUUUUUGCAGCAAGAGUCCAUUAGCAUGAUGAUAAUUGUCCGUGACGCUCGGGCGCCCAGAAACUAUCCCAGCGCGCGAGCGGCGUCCGAAAGGCUUGGGAUUUCUCUUGUUUAUAUCGACGUCAACCCAGAUAACUUGGUUCCGUCUUUUUACGAAAUGGUUCAAAAAGUCAACAGCCAUCUUCUAAUUGUAAAUGGCUCCAAAGGAAGCGGAACAGAAGACGCGUCAAACUGUAUUCGGAGGCCGUUGGGCAAGAUUAUGGUGACCUGCGACACUGGCAACGAUCUCUCGCCUACCUUGGCGGCUGCCUAUCUCAUGCUCAUGUAUGGUCUGUCUAUGGAAUCUGGGUUCGCAUUCGUCAUUCUGCAGAGAUUCUGCUGUGCUUUUGAUGGAAAGUCAAAACAAGCUCUAUUGACAUGGCAAGGGCUUAUUGAAGCCAGUGCAGCCGUGGCCAGCCAUUCGCAGCAUCAUGUAGCUACAAUGGCACCAACAACUUAUACCAAGGGUAGUGGAAACACCAAACGCCGUCACGAAGCCACCGUAUACGAAGAUAAAACACAUUUAAACUUCUGUUCAGUUGGUGACUGCGAGCGAUUCGAGGGCCGAGCAACCUUUGUACCGUUUAUGGAACUUGACGGUUGA
Molecule: messenger RNA, 945 nt
Organism: Trichoderma asperellum CBS 433.97
Lineage: Eukaryota; Fungi; Ascomycota; Sordariomycetes; Hypocreales; Hypocreaceae
Biological process (GO): negative regulation of protein binding; regulation of ERK1 and ERK2 cascade; negative regulation of SCF-dependent proteasomal ubiquitin-dependent catabolic process
Cellular component (GO): nucleoplasm; cytoplasm
Molecular function (GO): F-box domain binding
Source: RefSeq, a predicted model, not a curated record